Molecule: messenger RNA, 4161 nt
Organism: Dendronephthya gigantea
Lineage: Eukaryota; Metazoa; Cnidaria; Anthozoa; Malacalcyonacea; Nephtheidae
Exons: 25
Coding region: 338-4138 (1266 amino acids)
Source: RefSeq, a predicted model, not a curated record
UAAAGUCCAAACAUGGCGAAAUCAACAUUGGUUUUCGAAAAAAACAUAUCUUUUAAACUUAUUUUACAACUGUUUUUAUGGAAAGAGAUUUAACAAGUGUGGUGCUUAGUAUUCUAUGUAUUUUACUCUUUCACGUUGGAGGCUCCUACCUACCUAGAAAGCAAAGUUUUUUACCUUUCAACGUUUGCAAAUUUCCGAUUUUAUGCAUUCAGUAUUCGAAUUCGAUGAUAUGGCUCUGUCCUGAAGCCCUCCUGCGGUAAUUUUACAAUACAACGGAUAGAGAUAUGUUCGUUCCGACGCAGAGUAUUUUCAACCAAGUUUUACUCUCUUAAAUAUAAUGGCAGAAGAAGAGAUUUUAUCGGAUUUUGAUUUGGACCUAGCUCUAGAAGGGCUGGCAAUGCGAGGUGAUGUGAAUGAGAUGGAGAAACUCGUUAAAACAUUGGGAGAACAGAUCAAAUUGUCGAAAGAAAGUAUGAAGAAAGAAUGGAAAGCUUUAACAGAAGAAGCGCAAAUCUGCAUGGAAACUGAUGCUACUUCAAUUAAAGACUUCACACAGUACCUGCAGGACAAGGUUGAACUGGAAGGCCACAUGUGCAGCACAGAACCAAUAAAUUUAAAUGUGUUUCUAACCAAUGUGGUGCAAGCAUUAGAAAGGAAUGUUGGUCAGGAGGAGAACAUUCUUGAUGAACUUACAAGCUUUGCCUCAGAGCAAGGUUUUAUCUUGCCAAACCCCGACAUUGAGUCAAGCAUUGACAACAUUCAACAAUCCACGGCUUCGUUGAAUAUCGUUUUAAGUGAGAAUGAGGAAACUACAACCUCAUUGUGGGAUAGAAUUAGAAGCAAGAUUGGUCGAGGGUUGCUCACCAGUAUUGACAAGUUGGAUCCCAAUCAGAGUAAAAGUGAAUUUGAAAUGGUGAUGUUUGGAGAGAAAAUAAAACUACUUGAAAAGCUGUGCAUAUUAUACUCGCGUGGUGAUGUUUGGAGAAAGUAUAUGUCAAUCCGAAAUCAGCAACUGAAACGGGCCCUUCAAAAUCCAGAAAAACUGGAAAUAAAAGAAGUUGAACAUGCAGUUGCCACAGACGAGGAUAUGUCUGCUGAGGCCAUGUGCUUGGAGCGUGUCAGUCAUGUUUUAGAUACGAUGUUUGAAGAAGAUUAUAAUAUCAUUUCUCUUGGCAUGUUCCCCGAAGCUGCCCAAAUGCAAUCCGAAGAGGUUUACAACGUGUAUUUGAAAGACUUCAAAAACAAGCUACGCGAAGUUAUAGAACGACUGAACACUCUCGGUAGAAGAGGCUCUGAGAAACCUGAAGACAGCGCAGGAAAUACUCUGUCUAAAAGAAUUUUCCUUGCUCUACGGCAGUGCUUGUUGGCUGCAUCGGAAGCCGAUGCUUGUACGAAGAAGUUUUUACUUAGUCUCACGCAGCAGAACUCAGGUGAAACAAGACAUAUGCUAGGAGGAGAUUUUGGUUCAUCUUUCUCUCUUUCUUCAAUAUCAACUUCGCAAGUCGAAGUCAACAGCACUGGCGACGUAGCUUCUUCAUCGGAAAUCUUUCCUGAAGACGUGGUACGUGACGAACCGGAGGACCUCGAUACGGACGAACACAUCUGGAGCUGGCAGGAAGAAUUCGUACCAAUGGUUAGUAAGCUGGCUUUGGCUAUAACCGAAAUUAUCCAAUCAGAGACCAGAGCGGCGCUUCAAAACGAAAUGGCGGAGUAUGAAAAGAGCCAUACGUCAUAUGCGGCAGAAGAAAUACCAGAAAUUCCCAUCAUGGAUGUUUCCGACUAUCCAAAACUGAUUUCAAAGAGUUGCAGUGUGAUAAUGGCAAAGUUAGAUGAGCUUGCGCCAUUUCUUUUUCUGAGCCCUGGAAAGGAAUUUGAAGCUGUGAGGAAUUCCUAUAUCGAGUCGCUAACAACCUGCUUGAUGUCAUAUCAGUCCAGACUCGUACAGAUAAGUUCAGAUGUACCCAGAUCAUCGCCGGUUCGAAAUCUUUACCUUGCUUUUAACUCGGCUAUUUUCAUCAAACUGGAACUCAGACGUUUUGAAGAAAGUUAUGGAAACAUUGCAGGGUCCUUAUCCGCGGUGUACAGUGACCUCGUUGAAUCACUGAAUGAAAAGAUCUUGAACUACCAUUUCUCCACGAUAGCGACAGUUGUUUUACAAGAUGUCUACAGCCACCAUUGGAUGAACCAAAAAGAAUUUUUUGAGGGCGAGCGAUGUUCGUUCUCAGUUCAAAUGUGGAAUUACUAUAUGCAAGGUCUACAGCACGACCUCUGGCUUGUGUGUCCGCCGUUAAAGUCUCAGUAUAUAUUCACUUCUGUUGUCCAAUACUCGUUGGCCUGUUUUGUCAGACGAUAUUCCAAGGUUUUGCCAUCCUAUAAGAGGACUAAGUUGUUCAGAUCAGAUAUCACAUCAAUCCUAUUCAUCGUCUCAUCUUGGAUGAUAUUCCCCGUGGCUACAACUUGCACCGACCUCUUUAAUCCACAACCAACACGAAACGUUAUUCUCGACAUUCACAACUCUUGUUCUGCAUUACUGGCAAUCAUGACCAUCGUAACCUGUCCUCUAGAGACUUUGUGUUUGUUUACGUCAGGGGGUGGGGAAGAAUUGAUCAAAGAAGGCGCUAGCACAACGACUUCAUGGUUGAGUUGGUUACAACCUGAGCUGUACGGAGAGCGCACAAAAAGCUUAACCUCCCUAAGCGAUACACAGGCCGUCAACAUCGUUUUCAGAGUGAUGAUAAACCAACCAAGUCCUUUGUGGCAACUCGUUCUUCAGACGGUGCUGCUGCGUGAUUCUUACUUGGCCGUGACGAUAGUAACAUAUUUAGAGCACCAACACAUUUAUUCCGAUAACGAAGACGAUCCUCCAUCUCAAACGCGAAAGCGAAGUGUUCAGUUUGGUGAUGUUGAUGGCGACUACUCGAAGAUCGUGGAAUCGCUAUAUUACGUCAUCUUAAAAUGCUCCAAACGUUCCACGUCGCUCGUUAAUUUUGUGAUAGCUCUGAUAAACAGAGAGAAUUCGUGGCAGAUGUUUUCAUCUACGGAAGGUUUACGGCUUGGUGAAGAAGAUAAGAUCCCAGUGUGGUUGGACUGCUUGUUCUCAACCUUUAAGCCUUUCGUGCAAAGACUUACAGAUCUCGCGUCAUCCACACUCUCUGUUAAAGACAAACCUGCAGCUAAACCGUUCAGGUUUGCUUCUAUGAGCUCCUUACCAUGUGGCUGCCACGUGAACAAACGUGAAGUGCCAAGGACAGUUGAUACGACUGUUUUGGUUUUCAGUAUGUUUGAACGAGUUUUGAAAACUCUGGCAUCGACUGUUCGUCUGCUACCAAACAUUCUUUUGAAACUUUUUACCAGAAUUGAAGAUGACCUUCGCCAACUUAGGCUGACUUCUGAUGAAACACCUUCCGCCGGGGUGAAGCUUCUAGGUAGCAUGUUGUAUCGGGUUUUCUCGUCGGUUAGUUGUGAAAACGUCCCUGAUGGUUCAAGGUGUCAAGAAGACGUGAUAAAUGAUUGCAAAACCUUGGCUCAGAUACUUUAUCAUGUGCUGCUGGGUGAUAUGAAAGGUCUGUUCGAGACAUGUAACUUGUCAAGUGCUUUGGAAACCAUGAUUAAAAACAAGAAAGAUUGGAUACAAGACCAAGUUAGGAAGAUCGGUGAUAUCAUUUGCGAAUCGGCCGGCGAUGAACCAAGCACAGAAUGUGAUCAAGAUGGUAGCUUUCAGGAUCUGCAGUUUCGUGUCAGGUCAAAAGAACUUUCCCUGGAUAGUAAAGGACAAGAGUCUUUGAAACAAGUCUACAACUUCUUUGCUGCUAAAAAGGACUGGAUACUUCGACGCAUUCCACUGGUUUCCCACUUGGGCCCGCUUCAACAUCCUUCCAAAACACGAGGUACCCCGGACACGUUCAACCCACAUUACGCCUACACCAACCUCGGAGAGUACUCCUUCAAUCACGAAAGUUUGGAGAAUUUUCCCUUCGACUGGGAACAAAUGAUUCAGGGGAAUAUCGGGAUGUCCCUGAGGUCUUUCAAGCGGCUGGUGUUCAAUAGAUACGAGCUGCAGAAUGAAAAAGAGGUGGAACCAGAUCAGAUAGAGUUGGUGGAAAAGUUGAAGGCUUUUUAUGAUCCCGAAACAUCUUGACUGUUGGUGAUGAUUGUGCUGGU